Messenger RNA from Hyaloscypha bicolor E, 1981 nucleotides. RefSeq lists its product as uncharacterized. NCBI's taxonomy places the organism in Eukaryota, Fungi, Ascomycota, Leotiomycetes, Helotiales, Hyaloscyphaceae. The coding region runs from base 115 to 1878 and encodes 587 amino acids. The record is from RefSeq and is a predicted model, not a curated record. The transcript is spliced from 4 exons.
CCUAUAUAAGUCCUGAUUCCCCCCCCAUCUGCUAUCUUUCUGCAGUCCAGUUUCCACAGCCAGCAGCAAGCAGAAAAUAUCUUGAAUACUUCCAAAUAUUUCCACGCGCUCAAGAUGGCCACUUUGGCCUUCAAACCAUAUACUUAUGUGCCAACUGCUCCGCGUUCCAAGAGCGCAACAAGCCGCCGCAAACCUUCCUCGAGGCCAAUCAGCAUCUUCGACAAGCUCCAGCGCAUUAAUCCGAGUAGUACAGAACUCAGCAUGCCGCAAUCAGCAGUUGCUAACGAUCGUGGGAGUAACGAUCUUGGAAUCCGAGGGAACAGUAUGGUCACCAACGAUAACGAAAACGACGACGACUUCGACCUUCCCUCUAUCGAACAACUGCUAUAUACCACGCUACAGAAGGAGAGCUUUGCAGCGGAGGACCAGCUUUUAAAUAACGCGACCUUCGAAGUUGGGGAUAGAACUAUAAAUGAGAGGGGCGGCUCUCUUAAUAAUAACGGGUCAGUACCAAGCAGUAACCCAAGCGGUAGUCCAGGAGAUCUAAUUGUGCUACUGGGCGAUGACGACUCAAGUGCCUCUGAAGCUGAAGUCGACGACAGUGGUCUUUGUGCUGAAAGUGCAGCGGCAGAUGAAGGUCUUCUUAAUAGCCCAGAGACCGCCAUCGACUCAACAACCCCGGCCCCUCCCAAUUCCGACGUAUGGCACGAUAUUAAUGACCUACUCGAGACGGCAGAGCGCUUGCGGCACUCUGAACCAAAACCUUUGACGUUAGAUUCUAUGCGCCAUCAUACUUCCUCUACUUCCAGUGCCUCGAGCGAGCCAUUGCACGACCACAUCAGUGCAGCAGGCCACUGUACGGUCUGCGCUAAGUCUGAGGCCACGAUGUACCCUCCUGCUCGUUAUCGUAAUCACCCCCCCUACCAUCUUCCUACGGUGCGAAGCGCAGCAGACGAGCAUGAGCUGGUCCGCCCUGCACUGAAUUCCGAUAUCUUUGAUGAGGAGGAGAGACAGCGACAGGAGGAGGAGGAGCAGGAUGAUUGGGGCUACGGCAAUAACAACAAUAACGAGGACGGCAGGCAGCUGCAGCAAGAGGUAAAAGAAGAUGUGACAGCGACGCUGACGUCCGAAAAAGUUGGCGAUACCCAUCUAUCCAGCAAGGAUGAAAGCUUAAGGCUGGCCACCCACGAUCCAUCUCCAGAGCUGAGUCAGGAUAAGUUAGGGAGCCAUAGCAGUAAUUCCAGUGACGACGAGCUUAACAGCAAUCCCGUGUCGAUCAAUGUGGAUAGGGAACCACGUCCUGCUAAGCGGAAACGAUCAUCCUCAUCUAACAACCCAAUAUACAAGAAGCGCAAGCGUCAUCUUGAGCAGAGGUCUAACCCCCAACGUAGACCACACGCCAAGCUCCGUCAGCACUCUCCGAAAUCAUACUCCCCUCUUGAUCAUGGUUCAAGAGUCACCGCAGUGUCUAGUGCCAGGGAUCGAUUGCCUUCGCCAGCACCUUUGACGCCACAAACUAUAGAUACAGAGAUACCAUCUGAUAGCGACAACCUUGGCCGAUCAUCUAGUAAUAUCCUACCGACGCUAACCGAGGUUACAUUCCGUCCACACUCUACACGCUGCUGCUCCUUUAUAGCGGUGGUCCGAGAUAGUCGCGACGGGCGAGGAAUCUCUUUUAGCCAGCUUGCCCAACUUAUCGAGAGCGUUGGCCAUGUGGGGAGAAUUAAUGACUUCACUAUCAAGCCAAUAGAGCAAUAUUCGUUCCUGUUAACUGGCUUCAGCCGGCAUACCUCAUCCCCGCUCUCCAGUGGCACGAUUUUAUCGCCUAUUAUGGAGGCAAACUAUGUCUUCGACAACGCGCCUUUAACUACACUUUAGCAUAGCAAAGCCGUCGGCGCUAGAGCUCUGCUAUCGGAAGAGAGUGAACCAUUAACGACGAUGACGCCUGUUCGAGUAAAAAAAAGCAGGGUUCUAGCGUAAG